This is a messenger RNA of Alternaria novae-zelandiae, 732 nucleotides long. RefSeq lists its product as uncharacterized. Lineage: Eukaryota; Fungi; Ascomycota; Dothideomycetes; Pleosporales; Pleosporaceae. The record is from RefSeq and is a predicted model, not a curated record. Gene Ontology annotation, biological process: Golgi vesicle transport. The transcript has 3 exons. Bases 1 to 732 code for a protein of 243 amino acids. Gene Ontology annotation, cellular component: membrane.
AUGAUGUCAUCACAGACCGAUGAGGAUCCUUUCCUCCAGGUACAGGCAGACGUGCUUUCCGCCCUCAACACCGCGCGCCCGCUAUUCAAGUCGUAUCUGCGUAUUCGAUCCUCGGCAUCAUCGGCAAACAGUCCCGAGCUCCGUGAAGCUCGCAGCGAACUUGAACAGACACUCCAAGACCUCAGCCAGGAUCUCGAGGAUCUAGUGGAGAGCGUCAAGGCCGUGGAGCAUGACCCCUAUCGCUUCGGUCUUGAGAUUGACGAAGUCGAGCGCCGCAGAACACUAGUCAGGGAUGUCGGCUCCGAGAUUGAGCACAUGCGCGAGGAACUGCAGGAGACGGUCCAACACGCGAAGAACAAAGGCAAGAUCGCAGCCAAUGGCGAUGUUCUACCUGAUCCAGAUUCCUUCGAAGAUGACGACAACUACGCGGCAUUUGAGCAGGAAAGACAGAUGGAGAUGAUGCAUGAGCAGGACGAAGCCCUCGAUGGCGUCUUCCGCACCGUCGGCAACCUCCGCCAACAAGCCGACGACAUGGGCCGAGAGCUUGAAGAGCAGGGCGAACUACUUAGCGACGUCGACAAUGUGGCAGACAGGGUGGGUGGCAAGCUGCAGACAGGCCUCAAGAAGGUUGGCUGGGUCAUCAAGCAGAACGAAGACACAUGGUCCAGUUGCUGCAUCGGCGUGCUUAUAUUCGUCCUCAUUCUCCUCCUCGUGCUGCUCUUGUUCCUAUGA